Molecule: messenger RNA, 1701 nt
Organism: Gigantopelta aegis
Lineage: Eukaryota; Metazoa; Mollusca; Gastropoda; Neomphalida; Peltospiridae
Product: target of rapamycin complex subunit lst8-like
Exons: 10
Coding region: 143-1090 (315 amino acids)
Biological process (GO): regulation of actin cytoskeleton organization; TOR signaling
Cellular component (GO): TORC1 complex; TORC2 complex
Molecular function (GO): protein binding
Source: RefSeq, a predicted model, not a curated record
UCUGAUAACAAUAUUUGUGCUUCAUGUAAAUUGUAAAUCAUAUAAUAUUGAUAAACUGUCAAUAAAGUAUAUAAAAAACCCUUAUUGGAUACGAUUUUGGCAGAAUUAUGGUUUUUUAUUGGCAGUGACAGCGGUAAUCAAAAUGUCAAACGGAGGUGGUGAUCCUGUAAUUCUUGCGACUGCUGGGUAUGACCACACUGUGAGGUUUUGGGAAGCCCACACAGGAUUGUGUCACAGAACAGUGCAACAUCCGGAUUCUCAGGUGAAUUCUCUUGAAAUCACACCAGACAAACAAAUGAUUGCUGUUGCAGGUUAUCAGCAUAUCCGUAUGUAUGAAAUAAACUCCAACAAUCCCAACCCAGUGAUUAACUAUGAUGGCAUUUCUAAGAAUGUCACUGCAGUUGGUUUCCAUGAAGAAGGGAAGUGGAUGUAUACAGGCGGCGAAGACUGCACUGGAAGAAUAUGGGAUCUGAGAUCCCGAAACUUGCAGUGUCAAAGAAUAUUUCAAGUAAACGCACCGGUCACCUGUGUCUUUAUUCAUCCAAAUCAGGGAGAGUUGUUUGUCGGUGACCAGGGUGGCUCGAUUCAUAUAUGGGAUCUGAAAACGGACAAUAAUGAGCAUUUUAUUCCAGAGCCAGAUGCAGCCAUACAGUCAAUAAGCAUUGACCCAAUGGGAACAAUGAUGGCAGCUGUGAAUAAUAAGGGCAAUUGCUACAUCUGGACUCUGACUGGUGGCCGUGGUGAUGAACCGACACAGCUGCACCCAAAAACAAAGUUCCCAGCACACAACAGAUACGCACUCAAGUGUCUUUUCAGUCCAGACUCCACGUUGCUAGCGACGACGUCUGCCGACACGACGUGUAAGAUCUGGCGCACUGCUGACUUGACGUUGCUGACGGAACUCAAGGACAGUCAACAGCGGUGGGUGUGGGACUGUGCUUUUAGUGGAGACUCACAGUACAUUAUCACAGCUUCUUCUGACCAGAUGGCCAGACUGUGGAGUGUGGACACUGGGGAGGUGAAGAGAGAGUAUAGCGGACAUCAGAAAACAGUCGUCUGUCUCGCAUUCAGGGACGAGGUGGUGACUUGACACAAACGGUCAUCUGUCUCGCAUUCAGGGACGAGGUGGUGACGUGACACAAACAGUCGUUCUUAGCAUCGACUGCUAAUUACUGUGAACAUUGGAAUGAAUGCAGUUUGAUGUAUGUGGGGUCAUUAAAUAGUUACGUAACACUCAAGAUGAGACUGUUGGGAGAAUUGUGGAAAAUGUUACGUUUUCAGUCAAAAUGUAUGUUAGGAAAUUGUAUUGAGGUGGGAGUAAAAUUGUCUGUUUUGAAGUUCGUACUUAUUGAACAGCCUUGGAUAACAUUUGUGUGUCAAGCCAUAAUUACUGGAUGCUAUGGACAUAGUGUUUAAUUUGAGGUGAUUCAAGUUGAGGCAUCAGCACACUGCUGAAUUGUGAAUAUGAGAGAAGACUGUGCAGUGUAUAUAAAAUGUCUUGCCCACCGACUGAAUUAACCAGCUUUUGCAUGGUACUAGAUAAAUCUGUUUGACCAUCCAGGGCUAGACAAUUUCUAAAUCAGGGCUAGCUCUGGCACUCGCCAAAUUCACCAAUUGUGAAUUUUUAAAGUAGUUUGCGAAUUUUAUUUUAAUUUGGCGAAAUAAUUUCAUGUAAAAAUUGACAUUUUUUACAAAGUAACU